This is a messenger RNA of Petromyzon marinus (sea lamprey), 976 nucleotides long. NCBI's taxonomy places the organism in Eukaryota, Metazoa, Chordata, Hyperoartia, Petromyzontiformes, Petromyzontidae. The record is from RefSeq and is a predicted model, not a curated record.
GACGUCGCCAUUAUAAAGGCGGGAAGGAGGAAGCCGGCCGCCAUUGGGUCGUGAGGGGGAAUUUGAAGGGAGUAGCAGUGGUGGAAGCAAACAGCCACUCUCAUCACAGAGAGACUCUCCUCUCCUCACAGAGACUCUCAUCACAGAGAGACUCUCCUGAUUCACAGCGACUCUCCUCACAGAGACUCUCAUCACAGAGAGACUCUACUCAGAGAGUCUCAUCACAGAGAGACUCUCCUCACAGAGAGCGACUCUCCUCAGACAGUCUUCUCACGGAGAGAGCCUCUGCUCACAGAGAGAGACUCUGCUCACAGAGAGACUCUCAUCACAGAGAGACUCUCCUCACAGACAGUCUCCUCACAGAGAUACUCUCAUCACAGACACUCCUCACAGAGAGACUCAUCACAGACAGUCUCCUCACAGAGAUACUCUCAUCACAGACACUCCUCACAGAGAGCGACUCUCCUCACAGACAGUCUCCUCACUCACAGCGACUCUGCUCACAGAGAGACUCUCCUCAGAGAGUCUCAUCACAGACGAGGGUGACGAGGUGGAGUCUUAAGACGAGGUGGAGUCUUAAGACGACGACGCGGAGGAAGAGGAGGAGGAGGAGGUAGACGAGGUAGAGGAGUCGUAGUAGCCGCCGCGAUGCCUUCCCUGCUGUGCUGUGGGCCCAAGCUGGCAGCUUGCGGAAUCGUGCUCAGCAUUUGGGGCAUCGUCAUGCUGGUGCUACUGGGUGUGUUCUUCAAUGUCCACUCGGCUAUCCUCCUGGACGAUGUCCCUUAUGACCCAGCGGACAUUGAGAAGGACCAGAUUGGGCCUGUCCACGCUGCGUUUGAGCAAGUUUCCUACAACUGCUUCAUCGCUGCCGCACUCUACGUGGGCCUUGGGUUGUGGGCCCUGUGCCAGGCGCGGCUCAACAAGCGGCGGCAGUACCUGCACGACUAGUGGGGGGGUGGUGGUGGUGGGGGGGUGG